Solanum dulcamara is the source of this 3484-nucleotide messenger RNA. RefSeq lists its product as uncharacterized. The record is from RefSeq and is a predicted model, not a curated record. Lineage: Eukaryota; Viridiplantae; Streptophyta; Magnoliopsida; Solanales; Solanaceae. The transcript is spliced from 7 exons. The coding region runs from base 1 to 2991 and encodes 996 amino acids.
AUGGCUUCUUCUCAAGUAGAAAUUGCCUCCUCUUCUCCAUUUGGUUAUGUUGUUAAUAAUAGAUGUUGUGUUACUACUAGUACUAGAGAUUCCAAUUCUUUCAAUAAAAAUUUCAAGAAUUUGGUUCAAUCCCACUUACAUUCUUGUAUUUCAAAUCGGAGGGAAUUUUUUCCCUCCUAUUGUUGUGAUAAUUCACAAAAAAACAAUGCUAAUUUAUUAACAGAAAUUGGUGGGAAAAAUCAAGAAAGUUGUAGUGUGGAAGUUUCAAAUGUUGGUGGGGGUGUUUCUUGUCUUGUUAGAAAAUGGAAAGAUUUCGAAACAGAAUCAAGAAACUUUGAUGAAUCUUGUUCUUCCAUUGUGAUAAAAAGUGAUUCAUUUGGUGAUAAAACGGAUAUCAGUAAAAAUUGUGAUGUUGAGGAUGUUAAAGAAAGUGAGAGGUUGGGAGUUGCUGAUAUUAUCAAGAAAUUGAAAUUUGAUACUGGUAAUAAUAAUCAUAGUAAUAAUAAUGUUGUUGUUGCUAUCGAUGGUGCAUUGUUGCCUUGUGUUAGGACAUCAAUAAAGGAUCAUUCGGAAGUUCAGAGGUGUAAUUUUUCACCGGUUCUGAGUUCACCUCGUUUCAUUAGGGGGCGUCAGGCGUUGAGUGAUUUGCUCUUGCAAAUGGAACGCGAUAGGAAGAGGGAACUCGAAGGUCUUGUAGAACGUAAGGUGGUUUCUAAGUUCCAACAAAGAGGCCGGAUUCAGUCAUUGCUUCGAGUUAGACUCAUACGACGUAGCGCAGAAGUUAGAGGAGGCAGCAGAUCAGUGAAUUGCUCAGCGUCUGAAUCAACUAAAUCGACACAUUCUGCAAUUAUGCAUCUCAGGGAAAAGUUCAAUACAGUAGGAAAUCAUGGUCUUGCUGUCUCAAGAAACACCUCAAAAGAAGUAGCAGAAAGCAUCCAUGAGAGCGGAAGCCUCCCUUCCACACCAAAUCGACAACAAAAAGAGAAUAGUUAUCGGGACUUCAAAGGCUUAAGAAGCUCCCAAAGAGAACUGGCUCGUAGUAACUCAGCGAAAGCAGGAACUGGAUUUUCAUUAUAUCAGCAGAGAGAAGAGGAUCCCCCUAAGGGGCUUGUGAAGGAGAGAGCAGGACUGCAGCCUGGUGUAGACGACUCAAUAAGUACCUCUGUAACGUUGGGAGAUAACACUCGAGACCCUAGCAUUUCUAAAAAAGAGAAUCAUCAUAAACCAAGAAGCCGCCAUAAAGAGGUAGUAGAUACCAAACCAAAAGUUGGAAAUAUUGGUAUAUCCAAUCAACUGCAAAAAGAGAAUCAUCAUGAGGAAGUACCGGAGCAAGUAAGCCCCAGGAAUGUGGCGACUAACUUACAUGUUAAAAACAUGUUGUCAUCACAUCAGCAGAGAGAAGGGGAUCAACAUAAGGAGCUUGUCAGGGAGAGAGCUGACAUGCAGCCUGGUACAGCAUUGGGAGAAAAGGCUCGAGACUCUUGCACAUCUAAAGAAGAGAGUAAUCAUAAACCAAGAAACAGCCAUAAAGAGGUUGUAGAUAACAUCCCAAAGGUUGGAGCUCUUAGUAUAUUCAAUCAACCGUGUGAAGAGAAUCAUUAUGAGGAAUUAUGUAAGAAAUUAAGCUUGAGAAAGGUGGCAACCAACAUACAGGUUACUCACUUGUCAGAAAAUCAGAAGGAGAUGGCAUGUAGUGCGAAAAAAUCAGAAGGUUCUUGUAUAUUAAAUCAACAUGACAUGAACCUUACCAGCUUACCGAGCUAUACUUCUCAAGCACAGAGCUUAGAUGACAUCCCUGAAAAAGUUAGUUGGGAAAACACAAGUUCUGAAGCUAGCCAUAGCAACUUAUUGGAUUUUGUAGAGUCAGGAAGACCUCCUAAGCAUAGAGGCACAAACAAGCAGCUUCCAGGGACUAGUGAUUGCACUAAUCCUCAAAGCGACCUGGAAGAGGAAUCAACCAACCAGUGUCUAGUUGGAAGUGACCGUGGCUUGGUAAGUGAUUAUUCCCUCACAGCUAGUGGAUGGGAUGAACUGCAGUCUAACUACCAGCGAGACAAUGAAGACUGGAUAAGUUAUAUUUCUCGUCCACGUAAAGAAUGGGAAGGUCUCAGGAAAGAAAGAUACCAAGAGAUGCUUGAUCCUUUCUCAGACAAUCAUGACAUACAACAACUUCUUCACAGAAAAAGUGUUUCAUCGUUUCUUAUGAGUGGUUUGAGAGAGAAAAUUGAUCGAAUUAUGGCAUCUCGCUCACAACAACUACCACAUGCAACGAGCAGCCAUGUUGAGAAAGAAGUAUCAGCACAAGUGGAUGAAGAUGAGGAGGAAAAAGUGGAACAGAAUGCAAGAAAAGAGGAGGAUGAGGUAGGAGAAGAAGAAGAAGAGGAAGAAUGGGGCUAUGACUAUGACUCCGAAGAUGACAACAGUCCUAGCAGACAACGAUACAAUGAACCUGAAGUAUUAAUUCUUCAGAACACAUCUUCACAGACUUUACAGUCAUGGAACACAAAUCCAUACCAGGAAGUCACUGAUGACUCUUAUCACUUCCCGUCUCCUUCUUCACUACAAUCUCAAUCGUCUAAUAUUUACUCCCAACCAUGUUCUUCCUCCACUGGACAUCCUUCGGCUGAAAUGGAACUCAUAUAUGAAAUGAGAGGACAUAUGGAGCAACUCCACCAAGAGAUUUUUGAAAUACGAAGAUCUAUGAAGAGUUGUAUGAACAUGCAAAUGAAAUUACAACAUUCGAUUAAGCAGGACGUUGCAGCUGCAAUAAGUCAGUUAGGUCAAAAGAGCAGGGGGAAUUCAGAUAACAAGGGUCCAAACAAAGGAAAAUGUUGUAUUUGCUGUGAGGAGCCAGUUGAUUCUCUUCUUUACAGAUGUGGACAUAUGUGCACCUGUUUCAUGUGUGCACAUGAAUUGAUUUCCGGUACUGGAAAAUGUCCGAUAUGCCAAGCUCCAAUAAUGGAUGUAGUGCGUGCAUAUGCUCAUUCAUGAUGUACAUGUGAACUGGAUUUUUUUCUGAAGGUCUUCCAGAAAACAACAAAAAAAGAUGUAGCUAUGCCUCAAUGCUGAGCAAGUUAAGGUCGGCUAUAUGAAUCUCCACUGUUCGGGUCACUGGCUAGUCUAGCAAUAUUAUGUAACACAUGCCUAGUCGAGCACAUCCUGGUGUAGACCAAUCAUUAUUUACUAGUUUAUGCUGUUUUUCAUCCUACUGCAACCCUCUUCCUUUAUUUGGAGUCGAGACCAGCAGUUGAGAGCAAGCUCACACAAGCAGAGUUCUGGAGGUUUGCCAAACGCCCUUUUUGUGCCAACGAAAGAUCAUGAGCGAAAUAUUUUUCUUAUUUUUGUUUCUUCUUAAUCAUGAAAUCUUUUCUGGCUAAUUUACUAUAUCUAAACCACGUUUAGAUUGACAGAUGAGCCGGUCUCCACUGGUUUCACUAACCAUCAUUUGUAUAUGAUAGGAAAAAGGAAAGAGAAGUUUCUUCUG